Molecule: messenger RNA, 5427 nt
Organism: Salvelinus fontinalis (brook trout)
Lineage: Eukaryota; Metazoa; Chordata; Actinopteri; Salmoniformes; Salmonidae
Product: dynamin-1-like
Exons: 22
Coding region: 582-3137 (851 amino acids)
Cellular component (GO): cytoplasm; microtubule; membrane
Molecular function (GO): GTP binding; microtubule binding; GTPase activity
Source: RefSeq, a predicted model, not a curated record
UCUUUCCCCUAGGAGGCUGAGGAACAGAUGACGUCGUUUAACAAUUUCAGCACCAUGGACAGAUCAACACUGCCAUCCACGCAAAGCCCACCAAACAUAAUCAGCAUGGGCAUAGCAUAAUUAAUCUAUGAUAUAGCUAUGUAUCAAUAUAGCCUAUUUAUGAGUACAAUGUUUACAUAGCCUGUAUUUUCUAUUUCUUACAGCAUAGCGGUAAGAGAGAGCACACAAAGCCUAGGGCGCAAUUCUGUCGAUGUAGAUCGCCGCUGAGUGGUGCAUGCGCGUCAGUGCAAGGAUCCCCUAGCGUAUUCUGAGAAGAGAUCAUCCCUCGGUGCUGCGUGGUAGAGAGUUGAAUAUAGCUGUAGAGGAGAGUGAGAAGAGGAGAAGCGUUCUGUGUAGAGGGGACACCGGGAAAGCGUAAUCAAUGAGGGUGCAAGCAACAUUUAUAAAGAAGUCGGAUUCCAAACGUUGAAACACCCUCAUAACGGAAGGGUGAUAAAGGGGGGACAAGCGCUCGGUUCCGAGGGAGAACGCUUUCCCUCAUUUGUUUCUACUACGAAGGAGCGACCGACUCCCUUGCAAUCAUGGGGAACCGGGGGAUGGAAGACCUUAUUCCUCUUGUGAAUAAAAUGCAAGAUGCCUUCUCGGCCAUCGGUCAAAAUUCCCAGUUGGAUCUGCCUCAAAUCGCUGUGGUCGGCGGGCAGAGUGCAGGGAAAAGCUCGGUGUUGGAGAACUUCGUUGGGAAAGAUUUUCUUCCCCGUGGCUCUGGCAUUGUCACCCGCCGUCCCUUGGUCCUCCAGCUGAUCAACUGUCCCACAGAAUAUGCUGAGUUCCUUCACUGUAAGGGGAAGAAGUUCACAGACUUCGAUGAGGUUCGUGGGGAGAUCGAGGCGGAGACGGAUCGCAUCACUGGGCAGAAUAAGGGAAUCUCACCUGUGCCAAUAAAUCUCAGGGUCUACUCCCCACAUGUCCUGAAUCUGACUCUGGUGGACUUGCCAGGGAUGACCAAGGUCCCAGUAGGGGACCAGCCUGUGGACAUUGAGCAGCAGAUCAGAGACAUGUUGUAUCAGUUUGUGACCAAGGACAACUGUCUGCUGCUGGCUGUUUCCCCGGCCAACUCUGACCUGGCCAACUCGGAUGCCCUGAAGAUUGCCAAAGAAGUGGACCCACAGGGUCAGCGAACCAUUGGUGUGAUCACCAAGCUGGAUCUGAUGGAUGAGGGGACUGACGCCAGAGAAAUUCUGGAAAAUAAGCUGCUCCCACUGCGAAGAGGUUACAUUGGUGUGGUGAACAGGAGUCAGAAGGACAUAGAUGGGAAGAAGGACAUCACAGCGGCUAUGGCAGCAGAGAGGAAGUUCUUCCUGACCCAUCCUGGAUACAGACACCUGGCUGAACGCAUGGGCACUCCCUACCUACAGAAAACACUCAACCAGCAACUGACCAAUCACAUCCGGGACACUCUGCCAGGGCUGCGGGCCAAGCUGCAGAGCCAGCUGCUGUCUAUAGAGAAGGAGGUGGAGGAGUACAAGAACUUCAGACCUGACGACCCCUCCCGCAAGACCAAGGCCCUGCUGCAGAUGGUGCAGCAGUUCUCAGUAGACUUUGAGAAGCGUAUCGAGGGCUCUGGGGAUCAGAUCGACACAGCAGAGCUGUCAGGCGGAGCCAAGAUCAACCGCAUCUUCCACGAGCGCUUCCCCUUCGAGCUGGUCAAGAUGGAGUUUAACGAAAAGGAGCUUCGCAAGGAGAUCAGCUACGCCAUUAAGAACAUCCACGGCAUUAGAACUGGCCUCUUCACCCCGGACAUGGCCUUUGAGACCAUUGUGAAAAGGCAGAUCGGCAAGAUCAAAGAGCCCUGCCAGAAAUGUGUGGACAUGGUCAUUUCUGAGCUAGUCAAUACCGUUAGGCAGUGUACUCAGAAGCUGGCUCAGUACCCCAUGCUGAGGGAGGAGAUGGACAAGAUUGUCACCCAGCAUAUCCGAGACCGCGAGAGUCGCACCAAGGACCAGGUGAUGCUGCUGAUUGACAUUGAGCUGGCCUACAUGAACACCAACCAUGAGGACUUCAUUGGCUUUGCCAAUGCUCAGCAGAGGAGCAGCCAGGUGGCCCAGAAGAAGCAACCUGGCAACAAGGAUGAAAUCAUGGUGAUCAGGAAGGGCUGGCUGACCAUCAACAACAUUGGCAUCAUGAAGGGAGGAGCCAAAGAGUACUGGUUCGUCCUGACCGCUGAGUCCCUGUCCUGGUACAAGGAUGAUGAGGAGAAAGAGAAGAAGUACAUGCUCCAAGUGGACAACCUGAGGCUGAGGGAUGUGGAGAAGAGCUUCAUGUCGAGCAAGCAGAUAUUCGCCCUGUUCAACACUGAGCAAAGGAAUGUGUAUAAGGACUACCGUCAGCUGGAGUUGGCCUGCGAGACUCAGGACGACAUAGAUGGGUGGAAGGCCUCCUUCCUUAGAGCCGGGGUGUAUCCUGAACGCGUCACGGAAAAGGAGGGCAAGCAGAGUGAAAGUGGAGACGGAGAGAACGGCUCAGAUAACUUCAUGCACUCCAUGGACCCCCAGCUGGAGAGGCAGGUGGAGACCAUCCGCAACCUGGUGGACUCCUACAUGGCCAUCGUCAACAAGACCAUCAGGGACCUCAUGCCCAAGACCAUCAUGUACCUCAUGAUCAACAACACCAAGGAGUUCAUCAACGCGGAGCUGCUGGCCAACCUGUACCACUCUGGGGACCAGAACAGCCUGAUGGAGGAGUCCCAGGAGCAGGCCCAUCACCGCGACGAGAUGCUCCGCAUGUACCACGCCCUGAGGGAGGCCCUAAACAUCAUCGGUGACAUCAGCACUACCACUGUCACCACCGCCAUGCCACCGCCUGUAGACGACUCCUGGCUGAGGCCGGGGGGAAACAACUCCGGGGGCAGGUCCCCAGCCAGCAGUCCCACUCCGAACAGAAGGGCUCCCCCAGGUCCCCCUGGUCGCCCUGUCUCCCGUGGCUCAGCCCCUGGUCUCCCUCCUGGCCCCCCUGUCCCCUCUCGCCCAGGGGCCUCCCCGGACCCUUUCGGUGGGCCCCCCCCAUCAGUCCCCUCCCGGCCAAACCGCGCACCCCCCGGUGUGCCCAGCCGAAGACCCCCGCCCUCACCAACCCACUAGACUACUGAGCCCCCUUCCCCUCCGACUCACCACCUACCCCACGGCAGAGAGACCAAGGACUGCAGAGCAACCUUCCUUACCUAGACCUGACCCUUCUUUCUCCUCUCCCUUCUCUACUAAAUGACACAGUCACGUCACACACACGCACAAACCCACAGACAGACAGACAGACACAUUGUAUACCCCCAAUACAGAGAAAUGCAUUCACCCUCCACUGUAUAUUAAGGACCAUUGUAGAUAAGAAUUCGAACACAUUUACACACACUCAGACACACACAUUUACAUGUGUAAGUAGUCACACACUUAAACGGACAGGGCAGUGUAUGCGUGGGUGGAUUCAGCAAAUAUGGACGAGAGGGUUAAGGAAUGCUAUGCUGAAAUAUUUUUUCUUUCUCACCCUCCCCUUCAGAUGGGUAUUUCUGGUUGCUGACUUUCUUUCUUCCUCUCAUAUCUGAAUUAUAUUUUUUUCUCUGAUAAUUUGGGAUAUUGAUAAUGAUCUUUUUUGUUCUGGUUGACAUGUUAUUCUAUGUGUCGAAUCUCUCUCGGGAGUAGAUGCAUUAUCCAUCUAUCUAGGAAAGUGGAGUGGAUCAGAAGGGAUAACUGCAUCUGAACAACAGCUUUCUUUUUGUUGUCUUCUGCUAUGAUCAUCAUGAUCCAUACUGGUCCCUAAAGUCACAGGCUCGGACAAACCUGACAUAGAUGGGCAAGGGCCCUUUUAGUCGGAAAAACACCCAAAGAGAAAAUAUAUACAUUAAUGGUACUGACUCUCAUGUGUCACAAUGUGAUAUCUAUAUCUGUGAUUUCUAUGUAUUAUUUAUGAUACACUGAUUCAUGUGUCCUAUUAUAUCUAACAUCACGACAGUGUUUCCUCGCCUCUGAGUUUGGGGACAUUUUCUCUCGUUAUGUUUCAUUCACUUGUUCAUCCUUGACUUAAUCUGGCUUCAUUAUGUCCUCUUUCCUAUCUGUUUCUACUUUUCUAUUUUUAUUGAAUAGCGGGCCAUGCAAGGGUGGGCCCUCACCCGAGAGCCCACUGCCUCCUUUUGACUCCUAGAAGCCCCCUUUUUUGCCCCUUGGGACCCCCUGACACCCAUCUCUUCUCUAACACUCCCCCCUUUCCACCACUCAGCCCCUACAUGUGAAUCCACACUAUCCUUCACACCCAACACACACACCAAUCAGAGAUCUCAGCAGCUCUUCACAACAGCCUCCCUCAAAGUAAGUGGAGGGGGGAGCAAGAGAGAGGAAAAAUAAACGCGAACCCCGCCCUCUCAGUGGCCAUACCAUUCUUGUUCAUGGAUAGAAAAAUAAAAGAUCUCUUCCUCCCCCUCAGUAGGAGUGAGGGUGAAGAGAACGUGUGGAACGUUCUGCAUCUGUGUCCAUGUCCUACCUUCUGUAGCCACCAGGCCUUGCGUCACUGUGAAGGCCCAUUCUUAUGUGAUGUGAUAACCAUGAUGAUGAUGUAUUCCUGUGUCUGCAAUGAUACAACGAUUGUUCAGGUGUUCAGACUAACUGUGAUCUGGUCACAGGAGGCUGGUGGCACCUUAAUUGGGGAGGACGGGCAAGGACAUGGUUUCCAUGGGUUUGAUGCCAUUCCAUUCGCUCCGUUGAUCAUUAUGAGCCGUCCUCCCCUCAGCAGCCUCCUGUGGAUCUGGUGUAGAUCGGUGUAAAAUCCUCCUUGACCAGCUCCCUAAGGCACAUUUGAAGACAUGUUUCUCUCUGUGCUUCAGUCUCUGUACUCAUGCCACGAGUGCUGAGGGGGACGGGGGACGGGGGUUGUGAACUAGAGGGUCUCCUGCUAAAACCUCCUCCUCUCCCACUUGUCAAUGAACCACUUCACCAAUGAACCACUUCCCCACUAGUAAAACUCAGUACCUUAGCGAGGCGGGAUCUAAAUAGAAAGUGCAAUAUGUUCUUAUUGGACGGCUUAAUGAGAGCUGUCCACCAAUCACACCAGACUCAGAGUAGCUGCUCAGCCUGAGAGGAGGCAAGGAGGGAGACAAGGCCCUAACGGUUCGUCUCAAUACUGUUACAUGGCAUCCUUUCUCCUUUCCUCCCAAGGAAAGCUCAAACAUUGAAGUUGUCAGGAAGACCAUUUAUAAGUGUUGCCAGUCCAAGAUUAGAUUUUUUGACCCUGAAAGUGUUUCCAAGAGCAGUGACCCUAACAGGAGAACGUGUGUUGAAUAUCAUUGGAACUGUGUAAUAAGUGUUGGGGCGGGGGACACUGAUUUUGGCAUGGCUUAUCAACUUUUUCCUUUUCUUUUCUGUUCUUCCCUUUUUUCUUUCUUCCCUC